Ooceraea biroi (clonal raider ant) is the source of this 1631-nucleotide messenger RNA. RefSeq names its product germinal-center associated nuclear protein. Gene Ontology annotation, biological process: spindle assembly; centrosome duplication. The record is from RefSeq and is a predicted model, not a curated record. Gene Ontology annotation, cellular component: nucleus; spindle; centrosome. NCBI's taxonomy places the organism in Eukaryota, Metazoa, Arthropoda, Insecta, Hymenoptera, Formicidae.
CGCGAUAUAAAUGACGCAAGAUGAUUGAAUUGUAAAAGAAACAAGCUUCUUGAUGCGAAUAACGUUAUUUAAUGUAACAUUUUAUAUAGCUGAAGAUUGGAAUUAUUUGGGAAAGAGCAUAUAGGGUGUCCGUUAAUGAAAGUGUGGCGGUUAAAUAAAUGCACAACUUAUCGAAAUGCGAGAAUCACAUAAUUCGACGGCAGAUUAGGAAUAUUGAAUAAUUCCUUAUUUUAUAAAAGCAGAUAUGUGACUUUUUUUACAUAAAUUAUUGUUAAGUAGAUUUAAAUCUUGCAAGAGCAAGAUUGCAAUAUUAUUGUAAGUAUCAGUAAGUAUAUACGAACAAACGGUGCAAUGACUACGUUUACCGAGUCGAUUACGGGGAGAUGUCUUUCAAUGUGUCCGGAGAAAGAAUGGCGAAUGAGAGAGAGGGAAGGUUUGUUACAUAAAUUUGAAAUUACUGAUGAAACGCGAAACGUGAAGAAGCCCAAGGCUGAUCCUGCCAAGACCAUAAAAUGCUUCAGUCGUUCUGCUGCUGGUCAAAACAUGACAGAUCCAUAUGCAUUGCGUCCACCACCUGUGUUAUUGUAUACUAUUAGAUACUUGUUCACAAAGAUAGCUACACGAACAGAUUCAAAUUGGGUAUUAAUAUACGACUUUAUAUUCGAUCGAUUAAGAUCGAUACGACAGGAUGCCACUAUCCAGAGAAUUGAUUGUACUACGAGUAUUCUUCUUCUAGAACCGAUUGUUCGAUUUCACAUUUAUGCCGCGCAAAGGCUGUGCGAAAGAAACAUUUCGGAAUUCGACGCAAAAAUAAAUAACAAGCACUUGUCGGAAUGUAUCAAACAGUUACUCGUGUUGUACGAUAAAUGUGAUCGUAAAGAUACAACAGACGCAAAAAGUGAUAUAGAAGUGUGCGAAGAGUUUAAAAAAUUGACAUUGAACGAUAGCCGGUUGGAAAUUGAGGCUUUAUACAUUUUGCUUCAUAUUGGAGAUCAAGUUGCUCUACAAAAAGCUCUUACAUUAUCGCCGGAUUUUAAAAAUUCACCAAUAAUUCAAUUAGCUAUAAAAAUAUCGCUUGCUUGGUAUCUAAGAAAUUACGUCCGCGUUCGCCGUCUGGUCCAACAGUUACCUCCAAUACUGGCUUGUGCAUUCUUUUGUAAUUUACAAAGUUUCAGAAGGAACAUUUUGCAAAUCAUGAGCUAUGGCUACAGUAGCAAAGUAUUGACAUUCCCAGGAAUAAAACUGCAAGAACUUUUGUUCUACAAAGAUAUAAGCGGAGUCCAAGCAGAUUGCAGCUUGUUCGGCUUGACAUUCACCAAUGAAAAUGUUCUAUUUCAGAAAUCACAGUUUAACGAACAAAUCUUUCUGGUAAGUACGAAAUUCAGGAGUCGAUAUCACGUAAAUGAAAUACAAAUACUUUACAUUUUCCAUUCGAUUGAUCCUUCUUAUACGUUGUAGGCCAAUCCUGAGAUGCAUUACACCUCUGCCAAGUUACACACGUAUCUACCAAAAAUUCUUUUGGAAUGUACGUCUGUUUCAUAAUAAACACUGAAUCUCUCUCUCUCUCUCUCAAGGCUUUGUUUUGUACAUCUUUCGCACUAGCGGAUCUACUAAUAAACGAAGUUUAAAUC